CAGGGACUGCCCCCGAACUCCAGCGGGCGAGUUUGCCGUGGCUGGUCGUGCGCGUCCUGAGCGCUCUGGCUCACCUGGACAACCCUCCUCCCCGCCCCGCGCCUUGUCCCAUCUAAACUUCUCGGAGAGCCUGGGUCGCGCUGCGCGCCGUCCCCCUCGCAUUCUUGCUCCCCGGGCAGGCGGCUGGCGGCGGCGGGAGUCGGGACGCGCGGCGAGAGGGGCGCCCCCGCCGGCCCCUCUGGGAACAUGGCGACCGGCGGCUACCGGAGCGGCGGCAGCACCACGGACUUCCUGGAGGAGUGGAAGGCGAAGCGCGAGAAGAUGCGCGCGAAGCAGAACCCCGCGGGCCCGGGUUCGGGCGGCGGCGGCGAUCCGGCCGCUAAGUCCCCUGCUGGACCGCUGUCCCCAACCGCGGUCGCCGGGACCUCCGAACUCAACCACGGCCCCGCGGGCGCGGCCGCACCUGCUGUCCCCGGGCCCACCGCCCUGAACUGCGCUCUGGGUCCCUCGGCGCUGCCCCGCUCGGCUCCCGGCUCCCGGCGGCCGGAGGAGGAAUGCUCGACCGCCGCUGCAGUCGCGGGGGCGCCCGCGUCCCGGGGCGACGAGGAAGAACCGGACGGCGCCCCGGAGAAGGGCCGCAGCUCGGGGCCCAGCGCCAGGAAAGGCAAGGGGCAGAUCGAGAAGAGGAAGCUGCGGGAGAAGCGGCGCUCCACCGGCGUGGUCAACAUCCCCGCCGCGGAGUGCUUAGAUGAGUACGAAGACGACGAAGCCGGCCAGAAAGAGCGGAAACGAGAAGAUGCCAUCACACAGCAAAACACCAUUCAGAACGAAGCUGCGAGCCUCUUAGACCCAGGCACUUCCUACCUGUCCCAGGACCCAUCAAGAACAGCAGGAAGAUACAAGAGCACAAGCACUGCCCCAGAAGAUGACGCCUCCAGUCGAUAUCCCCGACCAGACAGAGGUGGCUUCAACAGGCACAGCAGAGAUGCCAACAUGGCGGGCAGCUUUGCCUCCAGUAGCACAUUGGAAAAGAGAAUUGAAGAUCUCGAAAAGGAAAUAGCCAGAGAAAGGCAAGAAAACCUCAGGCUUCUGAGACUGAUGCAAGACAAAGAGGAAAUGAUCGGGAAACUCAAGGAAGAGAUCGAUUUGUUAAACAGAGACCUAGAUGACAUAGAAGACGAAAAUGAACAGCUCAAGCAGGAGAAUAAAACUCUUUUGAAAGUUGUCGGGCAGCUGACAAGGUAGAAGACUCAAGGCUCGGUGUGGAGAAUGUUUUUAAACUACUGAUUGAAUGUCGUGGCUAAGGCAGAGAAGAUGCGCUCCCGUGAAGCAAUACAUUGAGAUAACUGUAUUUAUUUCUGACAACAGAUGGAUACUGGUUUGCAAAAUUACUCCUUUUCAUUAUUAGCCUUAAAAAAAUAUCAACCUGUGUUUCACAAAUUCGUAACAUUUUUAGUUUUUAAAAAGGAUAAGGUAAUGUCUCUUGGUUUUGUGUGAUAUCCCAGUAAUAUAUGGUUCAAAGUAGCAACCAUUUGCCUAUAUUUUAUCUAGGUUAGUACAUAUUUUCCCUACAGGAAUAUGCCUAGUCUUUGUUUACAUGAAUUUAAGUACUUGGGGAAUUGCCUACAAAUGCUUUAUUACUAAUGUGUGCAGUCUUCUGUGUGUUAAUACUUGCUCAUAAAGACCUCUCUGCGGUCGUCUUUCUUUCCAUGUGCUCGAAUGAUUCUGAGUAGUGAUAGACACACUAUUUUGUAUAGCGGUAAUCUUGAAAGGAAAGCGAUUUUAUAGAGUUACUUAAUAUGUUCUAGCUGGUUAAAUGUAAACUUAAGAGAAUACUUGAACUGUGUUAUAGUAAGUGAAAAUUUACUAUUUUGUGUUUGAAUUUUGAAAAAUUUCAAUUACUUCUGAAAAAAACAGUUAAUGUAUAGUUUCUUAUGUAGGUACUAUCGUAUCAUUUUUAUGGCUUUAGGUUUUAUCAGUAAAUAUGGGAUAUUUAAAAAGUUGCUUAUCCUUGAGGUCUCGAGUUGUAUACAAUUUCAGUGUUGAAGAAAAUCGAUGCCUUUAAUAGCAUGUGCUUCAAAAUCAGAACCGAAAUAUUUUUCCACACUUAAAAAUAUUUAUACAUUUGAUAAGCAGAAUAGCUCAGCUGAUUUCCUGACUUGGAGAGGCACUGGGAUGCAAUUUUCCUCAUGAGAGAACAGUCCCAUGUCCCAAGGGCUCCUGCUUCCUAAUACUGAAAAUCCUAAAGAGACCAUAUUUGAAGAUUUAUAAAAAUAAAGUUGGCUCCUGUUCAGUAUCCUUGUAUCUAGGGUUGUUUUGUGUUGUGUUUUCGUAUUGGGACCCCCUCCUCCUCCCUCAACACAUGGAUACCUGCAGUUGACUCUCUUUCCUUUCUCUUCCCUCUUUGUAAUGGUUCUGGGGGCUGAACCCGGCAGGCACUCUGCCACUGAGUGGCUGGCUAGGUGAUUUUCAGGCAGACUGCCUGCUCAUCAGAGUUCAGUUCAGAACCUGAACAUGGUAAAGCCCCACUGGGUGCCCUGCCGGCUCCUUUUGCUCCACUUAACAAAAUCCAUUCAUUUAUCCGCUGCUGGGAAAACAAGAUAAGACAAGACAAUCGGGGGAAGGAGGAGGAGCGAUCCAUAUAGAUGCAAUCUUCUACAAGUCUCUUUAUUCGCCACAAGGGUUUUCCCACUCCUCACCCCCAGAAGUUACAGAUCGACCGUACCCUUGGAGGAACAGAAACACCAGCUCCUGGAGAGGCCCACUUUAGGCCUUGGUUUCCAGAAUUCUGCUGCUGCUCGCCUGCCGGUCCUGAGUCCCUUGGCUCUGCUCUCUCUUUCUGCCUGUAUUUCCCACUGAAGUCACUGGCGCUGGAACUCUCUCUCCUACAUUUCCUCCUUUGACUUAGGUCCCCUGGCCUGCCCAGCAGGGAGGCCCACGCAUAAGGUACUACGCCAGACUCUGUGAACCCCUUGGCCGCGAGGUACUCUCUCUUUGGCCGUCCUUAGGCCUGUGACAAGUAUCUUCAUUACCUUAUUCCUCGCUUACCUUUAGAUGUUGUAAAAAUGCUGUCAAUAGCCAACCCUAAAAUACAGUAGUAUAUUGAUUUUUCAAUAAGAUAGUUUGAAUUUCCUUUUUAAUCUGUAUGUAAAGAAACAAUUUCACUUUUUAAAGCAGCUAUGAAAGUUUUAAAAACUGAGCUGUUUUGAAGUUUGCCCCAUUUGGCUAAUUUGGAGCUCUUUUCAGCACAUAUUUUUUUUCUUUUUUAACAAUACUCGCAGGUGUGCACAUCCUUAGGCAGAACUACAGGAACCUGUACAGUUAGGCAGAGCCUUCCGUUGGAGCCCUUCCCCUAGCUCCUUAAAAUACGUAUUUACUCCACAUACAGAUUUUUACACGCUUUUGAAAAAGACAUAUGAUCUACAAUUCAAUUUAUUUUUAAAUUGAACUUCUAUAAAAUGUUAAAGCAAGACUUAUAGCCAAUUUUGGCUCACCAGUCAUUUGUGACUUAGAGCCAGGCACAGUGGUUCAUACCUGUAAUACCAUAACACAGAACACAGAGUUCUUCUAAAACAAUAACUUCAUUAUGCCUCAAAUGAGCAUAGUGGGCUUUUCCGAUGCCGACAAGAACUGAAAAUUGCUACACAUCUCCUUCUUUCCAGAUGUCCUGGUGGCUUUGCUGUAAGGCACUUGUGUUAGAAGGGGAAGGGGGAGGGCUGUGUGGUUUCCAGCAACCCGAGAGAGACGUUCAGUAUUAAUUAGCACUGUUACCUUUGUUCAGGCCGUUUCAGAUUUCCCCCAGGAUUUAGUCAUGUGUCCUCACUGGACGAUAUGAACCUAGGUGCACCAACUUUGCAUUAGAGAAAACACACAAAAUGCAAAAGAACAAACAUUUGAAGUUAAAAUUAGUGUCCAGCACCCACAUCUGCAUCCAAACCAUUCCUGGUGUGCACCAGCACAGUUCUUUUAUACUGGAACUCAAGGGCAUCCUUUUUUAAUUGUUAAGUUAUAGUUACUGUUAUUCUCUGUGGUACCAAUGAUUAAGCCCAGAAUCUCACAGAUUCCAGGCUAAGUGCUGUACCACAGUGUGUGCAUUCCAUGGGACAUCUUAUGCAUAAGAAUUUUAACUAACAAUACGUACCUGAAAAUGGUGUGAUGCUUUUCGUCCCUUUAAACUGAAAACAGAACCCUAGGAAUAUCCAGCAGUUUUCUGGUCAGCUCUUGCCAAAGGCGCUCCCUCCCUCCAUGCUGGUCACUUGCUCUUUGCUGUGGAGAUGGCGAUGCUAUCAUCCUGUGCUUGGGAGACUUGAACCAGGGCCAGCGAUGUCCUGCCUUGGAGAAACUCCUCCUCCCAACACUGGCAAGCCCCAGGCUUCAAACUCCAGAACCCAUACAGUGGUAGAAGGAGACCCAACUCCCUCGAGUGCUCCUCUGAUUUCUAGAUGUUUAAUGUGUCGCACAUGCGUGCACACACCGAGAGACACAUUUACAGUAAAUGUGAAAAUAAGACAAAUCUUUAUUCAAGAAAACCCAAGCCAAUAUUUGUCCUUUGUUUUGAAUUUUUAAGGUCCUCCCUUUAUAGCCCAAGCCGGCCUGAGACUCACACUAUUAUCCAGACCAACCUCAAUGUCAUGAUCCUCUGCCUAGGCCUGUUUUAAAUUUAUUUUUUUGCUUAGCUAUAAUUCCAAACAUGUUCAGGUUGCAUCUUCACCCUGAUCCCAAAUCAAGUAGUGACAUAUAAGUCUGUUUGGUAUUAGAUUUUCAUGUGCAUUUCAAGCAGACAUUGAAGUGGGCAUCUGCUAAUUCUAGCAGAGUAUAGUCCGUGUAGUGUGCACCAGCAGCGGGAGGUACAGCUUUAGCUGGCAUUAGUCUGUCCAGUCUGAAUGGCUGGUUCCAGAUAGGCUUCAUCACUAUCUAUCCCUUGUCUGUCUGGUCUAGUUGAUAGGUACUGAGUUUUUUGCUCCAACAUUUCUGAUCAGGAAAGGGAAGAAACUGGUGCAUACUGGGAAGUAUCUUACUGUAUUUUAAUAUAACUAUACAUUAGGAAAAGAUCAGUAAGAAAUGUCACAAAAAAGGGGCUGAGAAGAUGGCUCAGCGGUUAAGAGCACUGACUGCUCUCCCAGAGGACCCGGGUUCAAUUUCCAGCACCCACAUGGCAGCUCACAAGUGUCUAUAACUCCAAGAUCUGACACCCUCACACAGACAUACAUGCAGGCAAAGAACCAAUGCACAUAUAAAUAAAUGAAUUUUAAUUAAUUUUUUAGAAAUGUCACAAAGUAAAAAGAAUGAAGUUCCUGUCCCAUCCACAGAAGUGUUGGUCAUAUUCAAAUGGAUUUGGUCGGUUAUCCUCAAAUUAGUAUUUCUUACACAAUAUUGAUUACUGGUUUCCUUUUGACUAUGCCGUCUUCUAUCUGACUUGCAGUUUUUAUGAUGUCAGUCAUUCUGGUAAUUAAAAUGUAAAUGGCAACCUCAUGAUGGACAUGGAUUGCCUUGUUUUAUUUUGGUUUUCCUUCUGCAUGCCAAAUUGAGUGUAUUGACCUUUUUUGUUGUUUUGUUAUUUUAUUGUUAUUGUUGUGGGGCUUUUGUUCGUUUUUGUUUUUGUUAGUUUACUCCUUAAAAAAUUUGGCUUCACUCUGUAGGGAUUUUAUUCUCAUGUAACUUUUUUUUUCUUUAAAUUUGAGAAGCACUACCAGCAAAAGUCACAAGCUAGCUAGACUUACUAUUUGGUUAAGAUCAGAAGUUCUGAACCCAAAUACUAGUGAAAAUUAUCUGGAUUGAGUAAUUGGAAUGAAGUUUUGUGUAAACAGCUUUGGUUUUUCCCAUGUGUGGACUUCUUUCGUGACAGGGUCAACUCAAUACAGAUUCACUUUUAGAAUAAGCUUUGCAUGUAAAAAAAAAAUGAAUCCUCAAUAAAAAGUACAUUUCAUUUCUUUUCAA
Molecule: messenger RNA, 5937 nt
Organism: Arvicola amphibius (Eurasian water vole)
Lineage: Eukaryota; Metazoa; Chordata; Mammalia; Rodentia; Cricetidae
Gene: Pawr
Product: pro-apoptotic WT1 regulator
Biological process (GO): apoptotic process; positive regulation of apoptotic process
Cellular component (GO): cytoplasm
Source: RefSeq, a predicted model, not a curated record